ACCUACCCAUCUUUUCUAUUGCAGAACUUAAAAACAUGUUUCGAAGAUUCUUUAAAAGAAUUCGGAAAAUCUUUAGAAGAAAGAAGGUUCAUCCUACAACCUGUAUUGAAACAGAGUCCAGUAGCCCAGAUGUUGCUGCACCCCAGGAGUUUAGUGUAACAGAACAUGUUACACAGGGGAAGGACUUCUUUGUUGAAGAAUUGAAAGUUGAAAAUCUCAUUGAAUCUCCAGUUCAAGUAUUGACCGAUGAGGCAAUAGAAGAGCCCAUCGAGAGUCUGAUUGAUGAACUGAAUGAUGAGAAAGAGGACAAAAAUUCUGUUGCAACUCUAUUAGUGGAUAUGGAGAAAGAACCACAUGCAACAUAUAUAAUAGUGAAAGAAGCUGUGGAAUGUCUAGAUACUUUACAGUAUCCAGAUCCAGAAUGUCCUCAAAGUGCUUCUCCUGCAGAGGUUUUUAUGCAGGACGAGGAAAAUGUAGUUGAAGAUUUCGAGACCCAAGAUAAAAAUGAUGAGAAGGAAAUUGCUGAUUCAGAUUCAGAAGAUGAUAGGUCCAGUCUUCUGGAUUGUUCUUCUGAGUCCAGCGGAGACAGCAUUUCCAGUGGUUCAAGUGAAAUGGAACCACCUAUGAUAAGUGUCACAGUGAGACCAAAAUUACCACAAGAAACUGAGAAACCACCAGAUUCUCCAGAGCCACUAGAUAGCUCAGAAAGAUCACUUGACUCUUCACCAAGAUAUUAUUAUUUGGAAGAUUCACAUGAGUACAAGAGUCAAGGGGAGGACUCCAAUGGUUUGGAUGUACAGACUGAAAGGCAAAGACCAAAGUACUACAUAAAUAGAAUCGAGAAAUCCUCAGAUUCUUCAGAGCGAGCACAUUGCCUUGAAAUGGCAUUACCAGCUAUACAUCAAAGUGAGUUGGCCAGAACUCCUUCCAAAUCUAGAACAGAAGACUAUAACAUCCUUAGUGUGCUGGGAGAAGGAUCUUUUGGACAGGUGUUUCUGGCAGAGCACAAACAUUCAAAGAAGAAAUUUGCGAUUAAGGCUAUACCAAAGAAUGUAUAUGACGAACAAGCCACUCAAAAAAUUGAGACAGAAAAGAAGAUAUUGCAAUUGGUAAAGAAGGAAAAAGCUCCAUUCCUGAUUGGCUUAGACACUUACUUUGUGACAAACUACAAUGAGUGUUUGGUUAUGGAAUAUGCCUCAGGAGGUGACCUAAGGUUACUUAUGGACAAGUAUGACCUGCCACUGAAAUGCAGCAUAUUUUAUGCAGCCUGCAUUGUGCAAGGACUGAAAUUUCUGCAUGAAAACAACAUUGUCCAUAGAGAUUUGAAGCCUGAAAACAUUUUGUUGGAUAAGAGAGGAUAUCCCAGAAUUACAGACUAUGGAAUUAGCAAAACUGGAAUAGGUUUUGAGGAUCAAAUUUAUGGCCGAUGCGGCACUCGCCCAUAUAUGGCCCCUGAAAUAUUCAAAGAAUCUCACUAUACCAGAUCGGUGGACUGGUGGGCCUUAGGUGUCAUCAUUUAUGAGAUGAUACUUAGAAAGUUGCCAUUUGAUGGAGACAGUGGUUGUGAGAUUCGUUUAAAAAUUAUGUUUGAAAGGCCAAACUAUCCACCUACCCUGCCUGCGUAUGUCCGUGAUAUACUACAAGGACUGCUGAAUAAAAAUCCCGCACUGCGCCUGGGAUCGACUGUAGAAGGAGCGCACGCGGUUAUGGAACGACCAUUCUUCUUUGGAAUGAAAUGGGAGGCUUUAAGGAGGAAAGAAAUCAAGCCUAUGUUUAUUAUGAAUUACACUGAAUAAGUCACUUCGAGUAAAGCUAAACUCAAGAACUGUGAAUUAUAAUUAUGGACUGUUUGCUAUAAUGGCAAUAUUCUAAGUGGUGUAAACAUCAUGGGCCCGUAAAGUCCCAUGGUGCUAAUCUGCCUGUGGGUGGAGGGUGGGUGGGCCCUUGGACAAAUCUUGCCCAGGGCCCCGCAGGCUUCUGUUACCACCACUGAAUAUACAAGAGUGUUCCAGCUGCCUGAGGAAUAAAGUCUUCUGAUCCUCUGCUGCAAGUCAAAAUGACAAGAACAAGGACGUUUCGCUACUCAUCCGAGCAGCUUCUUCAGUUCAACUGACUGGUAUGAUCAGAUGCAUCGACCGUCUCGGACCGGUAGAGCGACCUGCAGCACUCUCACUGUUUCACAAACCAGUCCGUCCGUCAGAGAUCUCCAUGUGAAGAUCCACUUGAUGCAGCUGCACCGAAUAAUCUUACCCUGGAAUAUACUGUAGUAUUCCGAAAUGUCUUUCUUUUAUAAAAGAAAAUAUAAAUAAAUGUAUUAUAUAUACAUGAAAAAAUGUUAUGUCCUAUUUGUUUAUGUAAAAUAUAUUAAACGAUACAUUAAUAUAUAUAGUGUACAAAUACAUUUUGUAUAUAAUAUUUAUUAAUAAAUGAUAUAUAAAGU
This is a messenger RNA of Xenopus tropicalis (tropical clawed frog), 2440 nucleotides long. It is a transcript of the gene pkn2l, whose product is annotated as protein kinase N2 like gene 1. The transcript has 19 exons. The record is from RefSeq and is a predicted model, not a curated record. Gene Ontology annotation, molecular function: kinase activity; protein serine/threonine kinase activity; transferase activity. The coding region runs from base 36 to 1796 and encodes 586 amino acids. NCBI's taxonomy places the organism in Eukaryota, Metazoa, Chordata, Amphibia, Anura, Pipidae.